AUGGAUCACUUCAACAAAUCAUCUCAUAAAACAUUCUCCAUCCCUCUGAUCAGACUGCAGGGGACAAAAGCCUCCAAAAAUGGAGACAAGACCAUUUUGUUCAACCCCGGUGGUCCGGGAGGCAGCGGCAUCGGCUUGAUUCGAGGCGCCGGUGGAAGAUUUAACCAGAUGCUUGGAGAAAACUACAAUCUCAUGAGUUUCGAUCCUCGAGGUGUCAAUGCCACGAUUCCAAAAGCGAGUUGUUACGGCACCGCUGAACAAAGAGCCGAAGAACUUGUGAACCUUCCUUUCGACCUAGAGUAUGAAGCUUGGAAAAUGUAUGCAAAAGCCGAGAAUGGUGCCAAAGCUUGUGACGAUACGAUGGGUGAACAUGGGUGGUACAUCAAUACGCCACAGACUGCUGCGGAUAUGAAUUCAAUCCUGGAUGCGAUUGGCCAGGAGAAGAUGUAUUACUGGGGUGGUAGUUAUGGAACGACUUUGGGUCAAACCUACGCUCAAAUGUUCCCAGAAAGAGUCGCUCGAUUGGUCAUUGACGGCGUGAGCAAUCUAGAUGAGUGGUACAACUCAUUCGUCUUCGAAGAGUGGCUAGAAGAUACCGAUAAGGUCUUCUACGGGUUCAUCGAAGAAUGUUACAAAGCCGGAAAACGAUGCCCUCUCAAUUCCGUCAAAAAGAAUGGAUUCAAGGCCGCAAGCGAGCUUCAAACCUUCAUCGACAACUUCCUCGACAAUCUAGAAAAAGCUCCCAUUCCCGUAUAUCUAAACAACACACAUUACGGCGCGAUAACUCGACAAGGACUCGUAGCCAAUGGCAUUUUCCCCUCCCUAUACAUGCCACUCGCAUGGCCCUUCUUGGCCUCAAAUCUCGCCGAGCUGCUCAAGGGUAACACAGAACCAGCAUUCUUAGCAUACAGUAGUAGCUGGCUUGGACACAUUCUCACCGAUGAAACGAAUAACUUCGUAAUCGCCAACGACAACUGGAAUACCGGUGUCAAAGCACCAGUCCACGGUCUCCAACCGGUGCAGAAUUUCACUCGCGCAAUCCCUCAACAAUCGAAACUCGUUUCCAAAUAUCGCGGAUUUGACAUCUAUCGCAGAGCAUCAUGGUCUAUUCCAACCACUCACAAUUUUCAUCCGCAUUACUAUCCUGCGUAUCCGAAAGUCAAGACCGCGGAGCCGAUCCUCGUCGUUUCUUUGACAUGGGAUCUUGUCUGUCCGCUGGCUUCUGCUAAGAAAGCCUUUGCGAGCUUUGAGGGGGCUGGAUUUGUUGAGCAAAAAUCUUACGGGCAUUGUAGUACUAGUAUGCCGUCGUUGUGUACUGCUAAGCAUGUUCGAAGGUAUUUUGAUGAAGGAGUGUUGCCUGAGAAGGGUGCAACUUGUGGUGUCGAUGGCGAAUAUUUCCCAGGGCCAGAUGGUUCUUCACUUACUGAGUUGAGCGAGGAGGAUGCUGAGUUGCUUGAAGCUUUGGAGGGUUUGGCGGCUCAGCCGAUCUUCAAGCCUCUUUCACCGGCAGGCUCUCUUUUUGUUUGA
Molecule: messenger RNA, 1527 nt
Organism: Glarea lozoyensis ATCC 20868
Lineage: Eukaryota; Fungi; Ascomycota; Leotiomycetes; Helotiales; Helotiaceae
Product: alpha/beta-Hydrolase
Exons: 4
Coding region: 1-1527 (508 amino acids)
Source: RefSeq, a predicted model, not a curated record